Molecule: messenger RNA, 708 nt
Organism: Macadamia integrifolia
Lineage: Eukaryota; Viridiplantae; Streptophyta; Magnoliopsida; Proteales; Proteaceae
Exons: 2
Coding region: 166-708 (180 amino acids)
Source: RefSeq, a predicted model, not a curated record
CAAGUAUGUUGUAACCCGCUUGCUGGAAUUAUAGGUUGCGCUUGCAGGAAAUUCGAAACAGAUGGUCUUCUUUGUUGCCAUUGUUUGAAAGUUUUAGAUGUGCUCGACAUAAAGCGUAUUCCUGAUUCCUACAUUUUGAAGAGAUGGACACGGGGAGCAAGAACUAUGGUAGUUAAUGACAAUAGGGGGAAAGAAAUUGAAGAGGAUGUCAACCUGGACCGUACACAGCGGUAUAGGCGUAUUUGUCAUGAAUUUGUUCAAAUAGCAUCAGAAGCUGCUAACACAUUUGAGGGUUACGAAUUGAUGAAAGAUGCUGCUAAUGAAUUAAGAUUGAAGGUUGGUAAUAUUAGAAUCAACCCAGCCGAUUGCCCUGAUAUGCCAAUAUUGCCUGAUUUCUCAACUGACGUGUAUGAUGGGAUACGUUUCAAACAUAAAGAGAAAAGUAAGGGUGGAAGAAGGCUAAAGAGUUGGGUCGAAAAGCAAGGCAAAAAAAAAAAGAGUGGAGGGCCAAGUAAUAGUCAACAACUACAAGAACAACAACCAACUCCUGCCUCAUACAAUAUGCAACUGUUUGAUAACAUUUAUCCCGGUUACAUGUCACUUAUGGAGUCUAUUUCCCAUAUGUCAUCUCAAGCAUCUGCAGUUCAUCAAUCACAAGCAUCUGCAGUUCAUCAAUCACUAGAUGAAGAUUUAUUUAUUUGCUAUUAA